Messenger RNA from Prorocentrum cordatum, 4853 nucleotides. Lineage: Eukaryota; Dinophyceae; Prorocentrales; Prorocentraceae. The record is from the annotation of a GenBank genome assembly.
UGGGCCGUGCUGGCCCGCCUGCGCUGGCCAUGGACCUCGCGCACCUGGGCUCCUCGCCUGCGGCCAGGGACGUCGGCCGGCUGGGGCCGGCCUCCCCAGCGUCCGGCGCCGCGCGCCCGGGUCCGACAUUGCUGGCCUCGGACCGCUCGUCGCCGGGAGCGCCGCCGCCGCCCAGGGGCCCCUCGCGCCCUGGGCCGAGCUCCCCAGCCUCCGGCAUGAGCCGACCAGGCUCCUCCCUUUCGGCGCCGGACGCCGUCGAGUCCGGCCCGCUGUCUCCGCCGCGCAGCUCCGCGAGGCCUGGCCCGUCCACCCCGGCCUCGGGCGUGACCAGCCCGGCCCCGCCGCCGCCCGCCCCGGACCGCGUGCACCCGGGCGCGGCUCCGCCGGUGCGCAGCAUGCUGCGACCCGGGCCCACGACGCCAGCCUCGGACAGCGCGCAUUUGGGCCCGCCUCCGCCGCCGCGGAGCCUCGCGCGGCCGGGCAGCAGCCCGUCGCUCUUCGGCAUGACGCGCUCUGGCUUGGGGGCGUUUGCGCUCGACUCCUUGCACCCAGGGCCGAGUCUGCCGCUGCGUAGCUCCGCGGCCUCGGGGCCGAUGCUGUCCGCCUCCGGGUCUUCGCGCUGCGGCAGCCCCCCGCCAGCCCUGGACACGCUGCACCCGGGGGCCUCGCCGCCCCCACGGGCGCUUUCGCGGCUGGGCCCCACCUCCUCGGCCUCUGGCAGCACCCGCCCAGGGCCGCCACCGCCAUCGCCGGAUGCCGUCACCACAGGUCCCUCCCCGUCGCUGCAGUCGCCCGCCCGCCCUGGCCCCUCGGCGCUGGCGCUGGACCACCUGGCCUUGGGGUCCGCGCCCCCGCUCCGCAGCCCCGGGCGGCCGGGGCCUCCACCCCCAGCGACAGACCCCACGCUGUUCGGCCCAGCGCCGCUGGUGCGCAGCCUCGCACGCCCAGGCUCCACUGCGCUGCCCUCUGGCAUCUCCCGCUCUGAAGCGCCGCCGCUGGCGCCCGACCUCACGCACAUGGGGCCCGCUGCGCCAGCUCGGAGCUCCACGCGCCCGGGCUCCCCGGCGCUGGUUCCCGACCCCGCUCGCUCUGGCCUUUUGCCGCCCAUGCGGUCCCACAGCCGCUCUGGGCCCACUGCGCCGGCUUCCGGCAUCAUCAGGUCUGGUCUUUCCCUGUUGGCACUGGACAUGGUCAGCCUAGCCUCCAGCCUGUUGGUGCGGAGCCACGUGCGCCUUGGGCCGUACUCCCCGGCCUCCAGCGAUUCUCGCUUGGGCUCAUGCCUGCUGGCACUGGACUCCACCAACUCUGGCCCGGCCACCUCCGCGCGAAGCCACGCGCGUCUGGGCUCGUCGUCGUUGGCGUCUGACUACGGGCACCCAGGCCCUUGCCCGCCCUUGCGGAGCCACGCGCGGCCUGGGCCGACCUCCUCAACCUUCCAGACGUCGUACCUCGGGCCGACGCCGCCAGCCCUGGACCCCGUGAGCCCUGGCAGCCCGCCGCCCUCGCGGAGCCCCGCGCGGUCGGGAAGCCCGACCCCCCUGUACGGCCUGCAGAGGUUAGGCCCGCCCCUGCCCGCGCUGGACUUCGCGGCCACGGGCCCCCCGGUGCCGCUGAGGUCGCCCAUGCGCCCAGGCCCGCCCACCUCCGCGUACGGCUGCGUGCGGCCCGGUCCGCCGUCGCCGUCAUCCGACCACCUCUAUUCCGGCCCGGCGCCGCCGGCGCGCUGCUCGGCGAGGACGGGCUCGACCUCCUCGGCCUCCAGCACCAUGCGCCUCGGGCCGACCACCUCGGCGCCAGAUCCCACGUCGCCCGGCCCGCCGCCGCCGCCGCGGAGUGCUGCGCGCCCCGGCUCGCCCACCUCCUCGUACGGCCUGAACCGCCUGGGGCCUCCCUCGCCGGCGCCCGACCUCGUGCACACGGGCCCGACCGCGCCGCCCAGGAGCCCUUCACAGCCUGGGCCGUCAGCGCCAUCAUAUGGGCUGACUCGGUCGGGUAGCCCGCUGCCGGCGUCUGACUCCUUGGUCCUCGGGCCGCCUCCGCCGCCGCGGUCCUCUGCGAGAGUUGGCCCAGCCUUCCCGCUUUUUGGGACCGCUCGGACGGGUUCGACCCCGCCCGCGCUGGACCACGUACAGCCCGGCCCGCCGCCGUUGCUGCGGAGUGCGGCCCACCUGGGCGCGCCGCCGUUGGCGCCCGACCCCUUGCACCUGGGUCCGCCGACACCGCUCCGCAGCACCUCGAGGUUGGGUUCGCCAACAUCAGUCCUGGACUCCCUGCACCCUGGCCCAGCGCCGCUGUCGCGGAGCCUCUCGCAGGCUGGGCCGGCGACCUCGCUCUCUGGGCAGUUAAGGGUUGGCGCGCCACCGCCUUCGCUGGAGCACGUCAGCUUCGGCUCCCCGCUGCCGCCACGGAGCACGAGCUGCCCAGGCAGCGCACCCCUUGUUCUCGACCACCUGACACCUGGCCCGACUCUACUGCCUCGUAGCUCCGCUCGUGCUGGCCCCACGCCCUCAUCGCUCGGCACCGGCAGGCCCGGUGCGACGUUGUCAGCGCCAGACAUGGCGCAGCCAGGGCCCUCCCUGCCUCUCCGGUCGUUUGGGCUGACUGGGCCGUCGCUGCCAGCCUCUGGCUGUUUGAGACUCGGCCUGUCCUUUCCUGCCCCAGACCUCGUGCAGCUGGGCCCUGCCGUGUUGGCACGGAGCUCGGCGCGGCCAGGCGCGACCCUGCCAGCGACAGACCCCGUGCAGAUAGGACUGUCGCCGCCACCCCGCAGCAUGGCGCGCCCCGGCCCCUUGGCGCCAGCCUUCGAUCUUCUCUGCCCUGGCCCCGCGCCGCCAGCCCGCAGCUCUGCGCGGUCGGGCGCGGCUUCCCCGUUGUUCGGCAUGUCGCGCUCGGGGUCGCUGCCGCCAGCUCCAGACCAUGCGCAAUUGGGGCCUUCGACGCUGACCCGCAGCCCCGCUCACACAGGCUCUCCGCCGCUUGCCCUGGACCUCCUCACGCUGGGCUCCCUGCCGCCAUCGCGCAGCUACUCGCGCCCGGGGCCGGCGGUGUCGCUACUGGGCCUGGCACGCCUUGGCUUCGUGUUCCCGCCGUCAGCCAUGGAGCACACGCACUUGGAGUCGGUCCUGCCUCUUCGCAGCUUCGCUCGCCCGGGACCCGCGCUGUCGGUGCUGGACUCCGUGCAGCCUGGCAGCUCAGCCUCGCUUCGGUCGUCCGCCCACGCUGGGUCGGCGCUGCCCGCUCUGGACCUCGUGCACACUGGCUCGUUGAUGCCUCCGAGGUCUCGCGCACGUCCUGGGCUGCCGGUGCCAACCACUGACUUCGUGAUGCCCGGACCUGCCUCGCCAGCGCGGAGCCCUGGGCGCUCAGGAUUGCCGAUAUCUCUCGUGGGCAUUUCGCGCCCUGGCCUGGUGCCGCCUGCGCCGGACCCCGCGGCGCCGGGGCCUGCUGUGCCACCGAGAAGCACUGCGCGCUCGGGCCUUUCGACGCCCGCGCUCGACCCCCUGAACUCGGGACCGCCGCUGCCUCUGCGCGCCCCGGCUCGCCCUGGCUCAACGGCCCCGCCCUCCGGCCUGGCACGCCCGGGCCCCGUGUCCCCGCUGCCGGCGACGGAGUCCACGCACCCAGGCCCGCCUCCGCCGCUCAGGUCCACGUCGCGCACAGGGGCUCCGACGCUGGCCCUGGACCUCCUGCACCCUGGGCCCUCGCCGCCCCCGCGCAGCGCCUCCCGACCCGGCGCGCCGCCGCCGCCCUCGGGCGUCUGCCGCCCAGGCCUGCCGCCUGCAGCCCCAGACCCCGUCCACCUGGGCCCGCCCCUGGCACUCCGCAGCCGUGCGCGCUCGGGGCCCGCGACGCCCGCGCCUGACCUCGUAGAGCCCGGCCCGCCGCCGCUGGUCCGCAGCCCUGCUCGCGCUGGCGCGUCUGCUUCGCCCCCCGGCGUGUGCCGACCUGGCUCCCCGCCGCCAGCCCCCGAUUCCCUGCACCCGGGGCCCUUGCCGCCGCCGCGGAGCUUUUCUCGCCCUGGCCCGGCCGCGCCCGCGACCGACCCCCUGCACCUGGGGCCCCCGCCGCCCCCUCGCAGCCCCUCGCGCUCUGGCCCCCCCUUGCCCACCUCCGGGCAGACUCGCCCCGGGCCGCCGCCGCCGGUGCUGGACAUGGUGGCCCCGGGGCCCGCUCCGCCGACCCGGCACCUCUGCAGAACGGGGCCAUCGACCUCGUUCCCGGACACGGUGAACACGGGCUCGCCGCCGCCUCCGCGGAGUUUCGGCUGUUCGGGACCUCCGCCGCCCUCGUCUGGCGUGUCGCGGACGGGCCCUCCCCCGCCAGCCCCAGACCUCGCCCUGCCCGGGCCAGCCGCGCCGCCGAGGAGCCUCGCGCGUCCUGGCCCUUCGGCGCUGGCGCUGGACCACCUGCGGCUGGGGGCGCCGCCGCCGCCGCGCAGCCACACGCGCCUGGGCUCCCCGCCGACCUCGUGUGGCGCGGCGCGGUCGGGUCCCUCGCCGCUGGUGCUGGAUUACGUUCAACUCGGCCCGCCGCCUUCGCCGCGGAGCCCCUCGCGGCCGAGCCCGCCGACCUCGGCGCCGGACGCGGUACACCUGGGCGCCCCGACGCCGCCGAAGGCCUCCUCGCGCACUGGCAGCAGCCCGCCUGCGCUGGACCUCCUGGGCCCAGGCCCUCCGCCGCUGCCUCGGGGACUCUGCCGCGCUGGGCCUGCGCCGCUGCUGUCUGGCACGGCCCGCCCGGGCCCGACGCCACUGGCGCUGGACCUCGCGGCGCCUGGCUCGCCUGCGCCGCCAAGGUCGCUGGCACGCCUGGGCGCGCCCGCGCCAGCGCCCGACCACCUCCACCCGGGCCCG